This is a messenger RNA of Neoarius graeffei (lesser salmon catfish), 12608 nucleotides long. It is a transcript of the gene notch2, whose product is annotated as notch receptor 2. Gene Ontology annotation, molecular function: Notch binding; calcium ion binding; signaling receptor activity. Gene Ontology annotation, cellular component: membrane; signaling receptor complex. The record is from RefSeq and is a predicted model, not a curated record. The coding region runs from base 1394 to 8797 and encodes 2467 amino acids. Gene Ontology annotation, biological process: regulation of developmental process; apoptotic process; multicellular organism development. The transcript is spliced from 34 exons. NCBI's taxonomy places the organism in Eukaryota, Metazoa, Chordata, Actinopteri, Siluriformes, Ariidae.
ACCAAAUUUUUUUUCCUGUUAUAGAUGUAUGUUGUACAAUCAUCCUGCCACAGAGAAUGAACAGGGGUGUGUUUCCCAAGAGCGUCUUAACUAGGAGAGAGAGUGUUCAUUGUGCUGCAUGCUCUACCAUUUAACGAUUAUCUUUGUGCUGUGAUGCUUUUGGGAAAUUCAGGCCAGUUCAAAAAGAAAUCAACGGAAGUCUGAUGGUGCCAUGACAUAAACGUCUGACCACAAGGUUUUCUCUCUCUUUCUCUUUCUCUCUCUCUCUCUCUCGCCCCUUUUUUACAGCCUAUUCAAGGCAGGAAUCUUAUUCCUUUAGUCCACCUUGCAUUCUGUAUAAAACGUCUGAGUGCGGAACGGUGUGUUGUUCCGUCUCUGAGCCAGAACGAUUGGUAGUAACAGAACCAGAAUCGAUGUCUGUGUCAAAGGGACAGAUGGUAUGGCGGACAGGGGUUUUCCUCAAUGUAUAUUUUUGAUCUCACACACAUGUGGCAUUCACGAAUCUCUCUAUUCCUCUCUUCCUCAUCUUUCACUCUGAUCCUCUCCUGAAAAGCUGGCUCAGUUAAAGGACACACAGGUUAUAGCGCUUAUAUUGAGGUUAUUACUUUCCUUAAACCUGAAUUAUGUAACAAAAGUGAUUACAUGUUUUGUAUGAUGGUUUAGCAACUUUUCUUGUGUUUGAAGAGUGAUAUAAAUGUGCACGGCUAACGAAAGCACCUCAACACUUCGGUUAACCUGCCAUUGUAUGCUCAGGGAAUCUGGAUUUUCCAUUUGUAGAUGCAUCACCCUAGACGCUGUCAUACAUUUGGUUGUGGAACGCCAGCUCACAAUGUAAAAAUGCACACUGGCACGACUUUAUUUGGUUCAAUGUAAACAACCAAAGCCGAAAUAUUGAGGUGUCUUCUUUGUGCCAGUAUUGCAGGAUAUCUGUGUAAAAAGGGCUUGUAUGUGUGUGUGAGUGAAUGAGUGUGAGAUGGUGGCAUGAGGGACGUCCUCUUCGCUUCAUCUCGUGAGUGAAAGUAUAACUGGAAUGCACUUCAGCUGGGGAUUGAAAGCUAAUUAGUGAAGCUUGUUGUUCUCUAAAGAGACACUACCCGUCAUUAACCUCGUCACCCCGUUUUAUUCUUUUCCUGCUUUGUGUUUUUCAUGCUGAGGCUGUAAAUAAAGUGGGGCUGUGUGUCAUGUUGUGUUCAAGGAUGUUAUGUAUUACAGUUUCCUAAUGCAGUACUUAAACACAGGAAGAAGGCUGUAGUAGAGCUACUUCAGGAAAUGGACUGACUUCCUGUUCCAGCAUGAACAACUUCCUCUCUCCGGUUCAGCCUGGACUUGGGCCAGAUCCUCUUUUCACUUAGCAGUGGUGUGUGCUUGCUUGGCUCUGCAGUGCGUGGAUCUCAUGAAUCCGUGUGUGAACAAUGCGAGCUGUGUCACCUUCACCAACGGAACGGGAUACUGCAGGUGUCUUCUGGGUUACCUGGGCGAGUACUGCCACCAUAAGGACUUGUGCCAGCCGGAUUACUGUCUGAAUGGAGGGAGUUGUAGGAUGGCGAGCAGCAGCCCGCCUGGUAACCCUGUGUGUGCGUGUCAGCUCGGGUUCUCUGGCCGCCGCUGCGAAGAGCAGAUCGACUCGGCAUGUUACCCCAUGAACCCCUGCAGCAAUGGGGGCACCUGCUCCCUCCUGCCCCAUGACCAGUACACCUGCCAGUGUGCUACUGGAUGGACAGGUACGCGGUGUGAACUAGUGGACAGCUGCGUCUCCUCUCCAUGCUCCAACAGUGGAACCUGCACAUCUCUUCCUGAUGGAAAGUUUUCCUGCACGUGCCUUUCUGGAUACGACGGGUACCUCUGCCAGAACGACGUGGACGAGUGCGCGCAGGAUCCAUCGCUGUGCCGUAAUGGUGGCAUGUGCAUGAACGUCCCUGGCUCAUACCGUUGCAACUGCGCUGCUGGGUUUACGGGCUCCAAAUGUGAAAAGCUGUACAUCCCCUGUUCUCCAUCUCCCUGCAUGAACGGAGGAACCUGCAGACCGACGUCCGACACCAGCUACUGGUGCCACUGUCUUCCAGGUUUUAACGGCACCAACUGCGAGGUGAACAUCGAUGACUGUCCGGAUCAUCAGUGUCAGAACAGAGGAACCUGCAUGGACGGAGUGAACACCUACAACUGCCAGUGUCCGCCCGAGUGGACCGGCCAGUUUUGCACAGAUGACGUGGACGAGUGUCGCCUGCAGCCCAACACCUGUCAGAACGGUGGUACGUGCAGCAACACGCCUGGUGGCUACAACUGCGUGUGCGUGAACGGCUGGAGCGGCCUGGACUGCUCGGAGAACAUUGAUGACUGCGCUGCUGGACCGUGCUCAGCCGGCUCCACCUGCCUCGACCGGGUUGCGUCCUUCUUCUGCAGCUGCCCCUUCGGCAAAACUGGUUUGCUGUGUCACAUUGAUGAUGCGUGCAUUAGUAACCCGUGCAGGGCGGGCUCUCAGUGCGAUACCAAUCCUGUGAAUGGCAAAUUCAACUGCAACUGUCCGAAUGGAUACAAAGGCAACACCUGCAAUGACGAUGUCAACGAAUGCACCAUCGGGCCGAACCCAUGUGAGCAUGGCGGCACGUGCGAGAACACGGCAGGCUCAUUCACUUGUAAUUGUGCACGUGGGUACACGGGACCCCGGUGUGAGCAGGAUGUGAACGAGUGCGGCUCAAACCCCUGCAGGAACGAAGCCACCUGUCUGGACCAGAUUGGCGAUUAUACCUGCAUCUGCAUGCCAGGUUUUGAAGGAGUACACUGUGAGACUGAAGUGGAUGAGUGCCGUAGUUCACCCUGCCUCAACAACGGAAAGUGUCGGGAUCAGGUCAGCCGCUUCGUCUGCGAGUGUCCUCAGGGCUUCACAGGAGAGACGUGCCAGAUAGAAAUCGAUGAGUGUGCAAGUACACCAUGCCACAACGGGGCCAGGUGCAUCGACCAGCGCAACGGCUAUGAGUGCGAGUGUGCAGAAGGUUUCACAGGUCCCCUGUGUUCAGAGAACAUCGACGACUGUUACCCAAAGCGCUGUCACUAUGGAAAGUGUAAGGACGGCAUUGCUAUGUUCACGUGCGAGUGUGACCCGGGGUACAUGGGUCAGAUCUGCAGCGAGCAGAUUAACGAGUGUCAGAGCAACCCGUGCCAGAACGGAGGGCGCUGUGUCGACCGUGUCAACGAGUACCAGUGCCAGUGCCUGCCCGGAACCUCUGGUGUGAACUGUGAGAACAACUACGAUGACUGCAUCAGUAACCCGUGUGUGCACGGUGUGUGUAAUGACGGAAUUAGCACAUACAAGUGUGUGUGCAAUCCCGGAUACACAGGUGAGCGGUGCACUGUGGAAAUAGAUGAGUGCAGCUCGAACCCGUGUCUCAGCGGAGGGACGUGUGUGGAUAAAGUAAACGGGUUUCAGUGUCAGUGUCCGGCGGGGACUCACGGCCUGCUCUGCCACUCCGGAGCAGACCACUGCGCCCCUCAACCCUGCCGCAACGGAAAGUGCGAGGAGGUGCAGAACGGGUAUCGCUGUGUAUGUUUCCCUGGUUACGAGGGUCAGAACUGCGAUCAGGAGAAGAAUGAAUGUGAGUCGAACCCCUGUCAGUACGGAGGAACCUGCCUGGACGCUGUGAACAGCUACACUUGCAAGUGCCUGUUUGGCUACACUGGCAUGAAUUGCGAGAUAAACAUUAAUGAGUGUCAGUCAAACCCCUGUGGAAACAAGGGCACCUGCAUUGAUGGAAUUAACAGCUACACCUGUAUCUGCCCUCGGCCUUACACAGGAAGGAACUGUGAGGACGAGUUAGUGCCGUGUGCGACUCAACCAUGUCAGAGAGGAGGUGUGUGUCAGCCGUCGUUCGAUUACACCUCCUACACCUGCAAGUGUCCCACUGGUUGGCAAGGAACCCACUGUACAGAGGAUGUGGACGAAUGCAAGAAGAACCCGUGUCUGAACAGUGCUCACUGUCUGAACAAUCAGGGCAGCUACGUGUGCAGCUGCCAGCCCGGGUACACCGGUGUGAACUGCCAGACUAACAUCGACGACUGCAGCUCCAAUCCUUGUAUCAACGGAGGCUCGUGUGUAGACAAAGUGGGCCGGUUCUUGUGCGAGUGCAGGCCGGGUUUCUAUGGUGACCGAUGUGAGGAGGAAGUGAACGAGUGCGCGAGCUCCCCCUGCAGGCACGGAGGAACCUGUACAGACUUCGUCAACAGCUACACGUGCCAGUGUCAGCCCGGCUUCAGCGGCAUCAACUGCGAACGCAACAUUCCAGAAUGCACAGAGACCUCAUGUCUGAAUAACGGCACGUGUGUGGACGGCAUAAACCGGUUCUCCUGCCGGUGUCGUCCCGGGUUCACUGGCUUGUUCUGCCAGUAUGAGAUUAACGAGUGUGAAUCACAGCCGUGUAGAAAUGGAGGCACCUGCACAGAUGGUGUGGGAACGUUCCACUGCACCUGUCCUAUGGAGUACACUGGUCGAUUCUGCCAGUCGAUGGAGAAUCUGUGCAAAAACAUCCAGUGUAAGAAUGAUGGAAAGUGUGUGCAGCAGGAGACCACAUGGCACUGUCGGUGUCCUCAGGACUGGAGCGGCCUCUACUGUGACAUCCCCAACAUCUCGUGCCAAAACGCCGCUAUCGAGAAAGGUGUAGCAGUGGAGCAGCUGUGUCAAAACGGUGGACAGUGUGUAAACAAGGAUAAUACACACUACUGCUCAUGCCAGGUGGGUUGGACGGGCAGCUACUGUGAGACAGGGAUUGACGAGUGUCUGUCCAGUCCCUGCAGGAAUGGAGGGACAUGUGUGGACUACCAGGGAGGAUAUGACUGCCAGUGUAAGCCUGGAUAUCAGGGAGUGAACUGCGAGUAUGAUGUGAACGAGUGUCAGUCGAACCCAUGCCGUCAUGGAGGCACCUGCAUCAAUCUGGUGAACCACUUCUACUGCUCUUGCCCACCUGGAACCAAAGGUCAUCAGUGUGAGGUGGAUAUCGACGAGUGUUCCACGGAGUUUGGCCCGCCCUGUUUGAAUGGCGGUCACUGCAUCGACGGUGUUGGUCAAUACAAGUGUGUGUGUCCUCCCGGUUUUACCGGCAAGCGCUGUGAAGGUGACAUUAACGAGUGCCGCCCAUACCCGUGCCACAAACCCGGCAGCCUCGACUGCGUCCAGCUGGCUAACGACUAUCAGUGCCGCUGUCGCCUCGGUUACACCGGUCGUCUUUGUGAGUCGAUGGUAGAUCUUUGCCAAUCGAAACCCUGCCACAACAGGGGCAAGUGCUUCAUGAACGUGAGCUCAGUUCAUGGAUACAGCUGCUCCUGUCUACCUGGCUACACAGGCUCCAACUGCGGUGAGAUCGAGGGCAAAACCUGCGCCAACCUGCGCUGUCAAAACGGUGGACAUUGCCAGAUGUCCCCCUCCAGCCGUCCUCUGUGCGUCUGUCCGUCGGGUUUCUCGGGCCCGCGGUGUGAAUACGAAAACGCGUUGUGCCUGUGCCAAAAUGGAGGCGUGUGCUUGAAAGAUCUGCACAAACCUCACUCGUUCUCUUGCCAGUGCAUGGUCGGGUACAGCGGAGAGCACUGCCAGAACAGAGUCGGGUCCACAUCCUGCCCUUAUGUGGAGUGUCAGGAGCGCCGUGGUGACAGGGUGUGUGACCCACAGUGUAAGAACAUAGAGUGCGACUGGGACGGAGGAGACUGCACGCUACACCGGCUCAACCCGUGGGAAAACUGUACGGCCUCUGUGCCAUGCUGGGAGUACUUUCAUAACGGCCACUGUGACUCCGAGUGUGACAAUGCUGGCUGCCUGUUCGACAGCUUCGAGUGCCAGAACAGCUCGCCGUCCACGCCCAGCGUAUGCAAGUAUGACCGGUACUGCCACGACCACUACCAGAACGGCCACUGUAAUGAGGGCUGUAACACCGAGGCGUGUGGCUGGGACGGUUUGGACUGCUCCACCAACAAGCCGCCUCAGCUGGCGGAAGGUACGCUGGUCAUCGUGGUGCUGCUGCAGCCCACAGAGCUGCUCGGAGAUAUGAAGAGCUUCCUGCGCUCGCUCGGCAUGCUACUUCACACCAACCUGCGCCUCAAGCUCAAUGAUCAGCAGGAGCCCAUGGUCUAUCCAUAUUACGGCAACGAGCAAGACGACAUGCAGGCCAGCGCCUCUGCCACGAAACGACUCCGCAAGAGGGAGCUGGGGAAGGAGGUUAUUGGGUCAAAGGUGUAUCUGGAGAUUGAUAACCGUCAGUGCGCUGAGAGUUCCAACGAAUGUUUCUCCAACACCGACCUGGCCGCUUCGUACAUCGCAGCCGAGUCCCUCAAAACCGAGCUGCAUUAUCCUGUCUUCUCUGUGGACAGUAUUCCACCCCCCGAAGAGCCUGUCCAUCCUCUCCUCUACCUCGUCGCCGUGGCAGCCGCCAUCAUCCUGCUUAUUGUGAUUUUGGGCGUUUUGGUCGCCAAACGUAAACGCAAGCACGGCAUCCUCUGGCUCCCGGAUGGCUUCCUGGCCAAGAAGGACAGCAAACGGCGAGAGCCUGUUGGCCAAGACGACUUCGGCAUGAAGAACCUGCAGAAGUCGCAGAUGGACGGCAGUGCUGGUCAUCACUGGCCAGAGGAGGAGCUUCAGUCCAAGAAGCAAAGAUUGGAAGAUAAGCCGUUGUUGGGAGUGGAUACAAGAGUGGAUCGUCGUGAGUGGACCUUACAGCACCAUAAAGCUGCCGAUAUCACCCUCACCCCACCUCAAGCCGAUAUCGACAUGGACUGUCUGGAUGUCAACGUGAAAGGACCCGAUGGUUUCACUCCUCUAAUGCUGGCGUCUCUGCGGGGUGGCAGCAGUCCUGAGUGUGUUAGCGUGCUAGCCGAUGAAGAGGAGGAGAGCGGAGUCGAUGAGCCUGGCACAAACAUCAUCAGCGACCUGAUCUCUCAGGGUGCGACGCUCAACGCACAGACGGAGCGCACAGGCGAGACGGCGCUUCACCUGGCCGCCCGUUACGCCCGCGCCGACGCCGCCAAGAGGCUGCUGGAUGCCGGCGCCGACCCCAAUGCUCAUGACAACAUGGGCCGCACGCCGCUGCAUGCAGCCAUCGCUGCCGACGCACAGGGAGUCUUCCAGAUCCUGAUACGGAAUCGUGCUACAGAGCUGGAUGCAAGAAUGAACGAUGGAACGACUCCUUUAAUCCUGGCAGCUAGAUUGGCUGUGGAGGGCAUGGUGGAGGAGCUGGUGCACUGCCACGCUGAUGUAAACGCUGUGGAUGACCAUGGUAAAUCUGCUCUGCACUGGGCUGCUGCCGUGAACAAUGUGGAGGCCACGCUGGUGCUGCUGAAGAACGGCGCCAAUCGAGACAUGCAGGACAACAAGGAGGAAACGCCGUUGUUCCUGGCAGCGCGUGAGGGUAGCUUCGAGGCGGCUCAGGUCCUGUUGGAUCACUACUCCAACCGUGACAUCACCGAUCACCUGGACAGGUUGCCACGUGAUACGGCUCAGGAACGCAUGCAUCACGACAUCGUUCGCCUGCUCGACCAGUACAAUCUGGUACACAGUCCACAUUCUGGAUCAAACCAUGUCGGAAAUGGUGGGGGUGGACACCCCUCCAUGGUCUGCACCAGUAACGGGGUAAUCGGCAUGCGUCCGGGACAGCAAAACAAGAAGAACCGGCGCGGCGGCGGUGCCACCAAACUUGGCGGCCCUAAUGGCGCUGGGGGCGGAGUUAAAGAUCUGAAGGAGAUGAAGGCAAAGCGGAGGAAGAAACCAGCCGGAGGAGAAGCGACAGGAUUGGCUGCAUCCAGUGGUAACAUAGCAACCGUGACUGCUAACACUAACGGCACCAAGGCAGCAACAACAGCCAGCACAGGCGUUCUUUCAGAAAGCUCAGUCACAAUGUCGCCGGUGGAUUCGCUAGAAUCGCCGCAUUCGUAUACGACGGAUGCUGCAGGAGCUGCCAACAUGGCCAAAUCACCUCCGCUGAUGACCAGCCCCUCAACCCAUGCUCUCCUGCCCCCCGUCAGCCACAUGCUAGGGCAACAGCAGGGCUGGGUGGGUGUGACUAAGCAUGGCUAUGCAGCCCCCCACGUUUUUGGCCACAUGCUUCCCCAUCAGAUGGCACCGGCACACUCAGGCCUACAACAGCACCAUCAUGGCUCGGGGAUCCUUGGGCCCGUGAAUGUCUCCGUGAGCCGAGAGCAGCUUCCAUCGAUCGUCACCUUCCAGAUGAUGGCCCCCAGAAACCAGGCGCUGCUCAAACCCAACCAGCAGGGGGCCAUGCAGGUGAGUCAAACCCAGACCCAGGGUCUUAACCACAUGCACUGCAGUCAGGAGAUGAUGUACCCCAUACAGGAGGCAGGGCUACAGCAUGGCAUCCCACACCUGCAUGGCCACGCCCAUAACAUCGCAGAGCCUCAGGUGAGGCAGGUGACGCCAUACCAUCAGCAACUGCAGAGUCCUGUGGAUAAAUACCCAACUCCUCCCUCACACCGCAGCUAUGCCAGCGGUGCUGGAUCAGAGGUGGUGACGACUCCUGGUCAGGGCUCUGAGGUCACGACCCCAGGUCAUGGAGCUCCGCCUUCUAGCGAGCACCCGUACCUGACGCCAUCACCUGAGUCACCUGAUCCCUGGUCCUCUUCGUCUUCACCUCACUCGCAUUCAGACUGGUCUGACGUAACCACAAGCCCACAUGGUGCGCUGCACUCGCACGCGCACCCUCACACACAUGCGCACACUCGUGUUCCGGAGCAGGCUCCUCUGCCGCAGCCCUCACAGCCAGCACAGCCACCGCCGCAGCAGCAAGCCUGCAGCAGUGUGUAUGCGUAAUAACACCGAGGAACUGCUUGUCGCUGUGUCUUAACCUCAUUGUCUUGUUUAUAUGCAAUUUUUAACUCCCUAAAAUGGAGCAGCAUAAAUCUACCGCCUGGAUCUUUGAGAGACACAAUCUCUCUCUCUCUGUCCCUUUCACACACACACACACGCAGUGCUCUGUUUUUUUUAUACACUAUGCAGAUCAUCGCCUGUGGGUGUUUAUAUGCAAUCAGUAACUUUCUUUUAUUCAGUGAUCCGGAGAAUGAAGCAUUCUCGUGAUGCUCAAGCCGACUCGGGACUGAAAGAAUCUUUAAAAACCCUGUUUACACUUACUACAUCACGUCAUGGGUCUUGGAGCUGGACUGGAUUAUGGACAGAUUAUAAGCACGUGUAGUCAAAUGCAUUUCCGGGUUCACCAUUCUAACACUGUGGUUUUCUUCACUUCCGGCUGCCUUAUUAUAGUGAAAAAAAACCCACACAUCAUCAUUUUCAUGUGCAUGUCUGAGCUUUUGCACGGGGCUCAAAUAGAAAUAUUUCACAUGCAUUUCUACAUAGACAAUCCGUAUACAUGGCUAUACGUUUAUAUCUAAAAAUCCCAAUCCUUUAGACGCGUAUGAGAUGAGGGUGCAAACGGAGGACUAUUGAUGAAUUACAUCAGCAACUCGGACGUAUAUCGGUGUCCUUGGACAAUCGUAAAAAGCAAAGACAGUGAGCUGGACUUAAGUGUUUUCAAUGUGGUGGUGACCGUUUUGCUUCGGCUUUUUUUUUUAAACCUUGAAGGAAAUCAAAUCUCAAAUAAUAAAGUGCAACCACUCUGUUUUUUUCUUUUCUUUUUAAAUAUUGCUCUUUCCAAAGCUUAUGUAUCUCCAAGAAUGGACUUACUAACCAUUGUAAAUUUUUUUUUAAUGUAAUGGGUCAUGGUUACAUUUGAGCUAAUACUGCCUUGUUAUAUUGUGUUGUUUUUUUUUUGUUCUACACCACUGUGCACAUCGACAGUCUGUCCACCAGUGAUGAAACACCUUAGUUUCAGUGACAGCAAUAAUUCUUAGCGCCUCUGUUGUUGCUAGCAUCUUCGUUUUAUUUUGUAGAUUUUGCAGCAGCCUGUUGGCUCGAUUCUAGCCGUCUUGAUGUCACAUGGGCUCUGAUUUAACCACGCUGUGGUUCCGAAUGGAGAUGUUGCUUUAUUGCAAUAUUUUGCAUGACAUUGACUGCCUUGAGAAUGUGAUUCACUGUAUGAACAUGACUGCCUUGUGUUUGAAAUGAGUGUCCGAUGAUAAUGAGUUUCAACACACAUUUUCAAAAAUUCAUCACUAAUUGUUCAGGAGAAAUUACCAAAUUUAAACGCGCAUGUGUAUUCAGAGAACAAACUCCCAUGAUUGCUUUCUUUUGCGCUAGUAAGCGACAAAUCCACAUGGUAAACUCCAGAAAAUUCCAGGCCAAUCCCAGAUCAGCAUUCAGUUCCCAUUUAACAGAAAUUGUUGCAUAAAAGUGGAACAAAAAAUUAUCUACAGUUCAGGAAUUAUGCAUUUAACCCCUUAAACUCUUCAGGUAUUGAUCAGAUUUUCUUUUUUUAUUUUGCUAAACUUACACGUGUCAAAAGGGCUAAACGAAACAUACGCUAUUCGUUAUACAUAGUUAAUUUUUUUUUCAGAAGACAUAGUGCUAUCUAGUGCACUAAUUUUAAUCCCAUAAUGCACCACAGUGAGUGCUGUAGAUGCCAUGAGAUAUCCAAAUGCACCAAGUUUUUUGGUUUGAUUUACACCAUGGGGUUGCUAUGGCAAUGUCCUCUUAGACUCCUCCUAAGACCUUUUAUGAAUGAAAAGAGUGAAUUUUUUUUUUUUUUUUGAGAAGUCAUGUUACACAUUUUCCAAUCUCGGGAAUUCUGAAUAGUAAAAUAAUUAAACACUCCAGAGUCACUCUUACCAUUCCAAAGAGGAUUAUUUUUCUGUAACAGCAUGUGCUGAAAUGUUUUAUUCCUCUUAUACCUUUAAAAAUAUUUUUUUAUCAACUUGUAGUUCAAUUUAAUGUUACUGAACCUCCUGAAAAAAGUUAUAGCAGCUAUAAACAGUCUUCCCCUCGUUUGUCUGGUUUUUUUUUUCCUUGGCUCUCAUGGUACCGAGGAACCGCAAAGCACAAAAAGUUCUGUUCUUCAGAACUUUCCUGUUUUUGGGGAAAACUGUGAAAACACACCAACUCUGAUGACUCCUUCCGUAAAUGUUAAAUAAACGUCUCCUUACAGAAAACAUCUCCACAUAGAAAAUUACACACUAAAAAAAAAAACUAGAUGUGGAUCAUCCAUCGUACAAGUCCCUGGGAAUGAGCUGUUACCAUAGAAACAAUAUUACAUAUUAAUAUAACAAGCACCUUAAUCUUAAACCUGUGAUUUGUGUCUGUUAAAGAAAAUUAAUCAACGCCUUCUUCUGACCAAUCAGAAUUCAGCAACACUGUGGUACAAGUAGACUAAUCAACUUUUAUAUUGAUUAUUGAAUAUAUUUUUUAAGCUAGACAGGUGACACUCACAAGCCAAACCUGGAGUGACUUCAGAGAUUUGUUUCUUGCUAGUGAUGAUCGUAUUGUGUAUUGCUUGGGUAUCGUCUUGUGCCAGGUUUAAAUCAUCGUAAGAUCCUCUCGCAAAUCUGACCGAGAGGACGGUUUUAGUGUGAAAUCAGUGUUGCACUUUUUCUAAAAUCAGCAUCUGUCAUUAUUUUUAUUUGUCUGCAAUGCUCAAGUCAAAUCUUGAAUAUAGGUAGAGUUAAAAUCUAAAAUUAGUCAUCAAAUUAAACCAUCAGUGAUGAUCAUUAAUGCAGUGCAGUAUUUCAUUCGUAAAGGAGCAAAUUCUGACGGCCAUCUUUGAUUUGGUUAAAAAAAAUAAUUAGGCAUAGUUUUUCCAUGUGCCUUUUUUCCUCCAGGAUAUUGUACAGAAUAUUGUAACCAUUUCUCAUAUAUAUAUAUUUUUAUUCUAUCAGUUUGUUUGUUUUAUACUAAUAGUUUUUUUUUUAGUUUUGAAGUUGUAACUUUUCAUGUUUUAAAUAAUGUAUUGUUGCGUUUUUUAAUUUCUUUCUAUCUAUAUCUAUCUAUCUAUAUAUAUAUAUCUAUCCUGCUCGAUUAUGAAAACCCUGCGUUAAAUUUUUUAGUAUUUUUUAAAAUCUUAAUGUUUCUUGUUUAAGCAGAGCUUUAUAAACCUGAUUGAUGCAAUCAUAAGUAUAUAGUUUUUACACAUCGUCGCCAUUUAGUGUCCUGAACACCAAAUGACUGAUUUUUUUUUUAAUAACCAAAAGUAUUUUUUUAACCAAAUCUCUCUUCUUGGUGAUUUACAUUACAUUUUAUCUCCAGUUUUUAACAGGUUAUUAUAUCAUCAUGGUAUUACACACUUACAGUAGCAUACACGCAUGCACACACUCAACACUUGCAUGUUCUGGUGUUACACACACUCACACACUCUGAACACUUGCAUGUUCUGGUGUUAGUGGUGCAGAAUGUCAUAUCACAUUCAUCCUAUUUAUGGCACUUAAACCAUUGCUUGAUUUCUUUUUUCUUUCCCCUCUCUCUCUCUCUCUCUCUCUCUCUGAACUCAGACAGCAGCAUGUGUCCCUGUGGGUAAACACUUUUUUCUUAAUAAGUGCUGUACAUAGAUUUUUAAUGCGUAAUGUACUUUUCCUCUGUUCAUCAAAUACAGACCUAUUCUGCUCUUGUGCUAUGAAGUUUGCAGCCUUUCAUCCUGUUCGUAGAAGGACAUUUUUUGUGAUUACAGAACAAAAUUUGUGUAGCGCAAACCAAGCAAACAUGCAGAUGAUGCCAAUAAAGAUGAAAUACACCAUAAACUUUA